AUGGCAUCGUCGCGGGUGAUGGCCGCGUCGUCGCAGCCGCCGCCGUCCGGCUCCUCCGAUCUCGCGCGCUUCCGGAGCGCCAGCGGCAUCGGAUCCAUGAACAUGGACGACAUCCUCCGCAACAUAUACGGCGAGGCGCCCCCGUCCGGCGCCGGCGCCCCGGCGGACCCCGCCCCCGCGCCGGAGGCCGCCGCCCGCCGGACGGCUGAGGAGGUCUGGAAGGAGAUCUCGGCCACCGGGGGCCUCUCCGCCCCCGCCCCCGCCACCGCCCCCGCCGGCGCCGGAGGCGGCGAGGCGGGCGGCGCGGCCGUGAUGACCCUGGAGGAUUUCCUCGCCAGGGAGGACGACGGUAGGGUUACGGCGGUGGAGGGGAACAUGGCGGUAGGGUUCCCCGAUGUGGGGGCGGAUGUGGGGGCGGGUGUGGCCGGAGGGCGACGACGAGGUGGCGGUGCCGGCGGCGCCGGAAGGGCGAGGAAGAGGGCGCUGAUGGAUCCCAUGGACCGCGCCGCGACGCAGCGGCAGAAGCGCAUGAUCAAGAACCGCGAAUCUGCGGCCAGGUCCAGGGAGAGGAAGCAGGCUUACAUCGCAGAACUGGAGGCACAGGUCACACAGCUUGAGGAGGAACAUGCCGAACUGCUUAGAGAACAGGAGGAGCAAAACGAGAAGAGGCUUAACGAGCUCAAGGAACAAGCAUUCCAAGUCGUCGUAAGGAAAAAACCAUCGCAAGAUCUUAGAAGGACCAACUCGAUGGAAUGGUAG
Messenger RNA from Triticum turgidum subsp. durum (durum wheat), 759 nucleotides. The record is from the annotation of a GenBank genome assembly. Lineage: Eukaryota; Viridiplantae; Streptophyta; Magnoliopsida; Poales; Poaceae.